This is a messenger RNA of Cyclopterus lumpus (lumpfish), 757 nucleotides long. RefSeq names its product nudix (nucleoside diphosphate linked moiety X)-type motif 15 (gene nudt15). The transcript has 3 exons. Bases 96 to 563 code for a protein of 155 amino acids. Gene Ontology annotation, biological process: dGTP catabolic process. Gene Ontology annotation, molecular function: 8-oxo-7,8-dihydrodeoxyguanosine triphosphate pyrophosphatase activity. The record is from RefSeq and is a predicted model, not a curated record. Gene Ontology annotation, cellular component: cytosol. NCBI's taxonomy places the organism in Eukaryota, Metazoa, Chordata, Actinopteri, Perciformes, Cyclopteridae.
GGAAGUACUGAAAAAGAAUCCUCUUGUACCUCCCAGACAGAUAGCUUCGCCUCAGUUUAGCUAACUUUGUGUCUUUUUUUUUUUGAGUCGCCCAGAUGUCAGAUAAAACUGCGAAACGUCCGGGAGUUGGGGUCGGGGUGCUGGUGACAGACCCGGCCCACCCAGGCUGUGUUCUCCUGGGGAAACGGAAAAGCCCAAUGGGCAACGGGACGUACCAGCUCCCCGGGGGCCACCUGGAGUUUGGGGAGACAUGGGAGGGGUGUGCUCGCAGAGAGGUGUUGGAGGAAGCAGGGGUGCGUUUGGGAGACGUCCGCUUUGCCUCCGUGGUGAACUCCAUCCGACUGGAAGAGCAGUACCACUACGUCACCAUACUCAUGCAGGGAGAACUGGACCGGAAGGAGUCAGGAGAGCCGGAGAACCUGGAGCCGGAGAAGAACGAGGGUUGGACGUGGACUCUGUGGGACCGGUUCCCCCCAGAGGAGCAGCUCUUCUUGCCGCUGGCAGGUCUGAGGCAGCAAGGCUUCCAGCCGUUCAGGACAAGCAGCGCUGAAACUCUGCUUUGAAACGGCCUUGUUUACAUGUAGCCUAUCCCUCCAUCAAGGACACAACAGAUGUACCUCUUUGUUUUGCAUCAGUGGUUGUUGUACAAGGUCUUCGUUCCUCAAACAUCAUGUGUUAUGGUAGAUACCGUAGUAUUUGCCACAUUAAUUCAGAUUUUUAAGCAAAUGAUGCCACAAAUAAAGUGCAAUGAACAUGA